Penicillium riverlandense is the source of this 582-nucleotide messenger RNA. RefSeq lists its product as uncharacterized. Lineage: Eukaryota; Fungi; Ascomycota; Eurotiomycetes; Eurotiales; Aspergillaceae. The transcript is spliced from 4 exons. The record is from RefSeq and is a predicted model, not a curated record. Bases 1 to 582 code for a protein of 193 amino acids. Gene Ontology annotation, cellular component: nucleus; cytoplasm.
AUGAGGUUUCUCUGUCUGCCAGGCGCAUUUUGCAAUGCUAAGGCGUUUAACACGCAGCUGGGGCUGGAGGACUUCUUUGGGCCACCGCCCAAUUUCACCUUUGCCGAAGUCGAUGACCCCGACCUGAUCAAUUUCAAUAUUUUGGACUUCCCCGGACGCGAUACCCCGGAAGAUACGAUGAAUCAUGGAACGGUUAAUUGGGAUCUCCUGGACACGGAGGAUGACAUUGCCGGCGUGAUCGGCUACUCCGAGGGUGUGAAAAUCGCCGCCACGCUCAUUCUGGAGGAGGAACGCCGGCGCAAACAGCACGGUCGAGCUCCAAGACUGAAAUGCGCCAUACUCGUCUGCGGAUGGCCGGUCCUAGACCCAGAAACCGGCGCAACAAUCCUGGCGGCGGAUGAAGACAGCGAUGACGAGGGCGAGAUGAUCACCAUCCCAACCUGCCAUGUUGUGGGUGCGGCAGACCUUUCCUCGAUGCGUCCAUGGCCCUGUACAAUGUCUGCGAUCCGGACACCGCCGAGUUGUUUGACCAUGGAGGCGGGCAUGUCAUUCCUCGGGGAAAGCAAACGGUGGACGAUCUAG